CUUCCAUUUCCAUCUCCUUCUUCUUCAACCCUACUUACAUACAUUCAGAAGUAGUACAAGUAGAUGGAAUCAUCGUGUGUCCCACCUGGGUUUCGGUUCCACCCAACGGAUGAAGAGCUUGUUGGUUAUUAUCUGAGGAAGAAAGUGGCAUCUCAGAAGAUAGACCUUGACGUUAUCAGAGAGAUCGAUCUCUAUCGUAUUGAACCCUGGGAUCUCCAAGAGAGAUGUAGGAUCGGGUAUGAAGAGCAGAACGAGUGGUACUUCUUCAGCCACAAAGACAAGAAGUAUCCGACGGGGACUCGAACGAACAGGGCCACCAUGGCGGGGUUCUGGAAGGCCACGGGAAGAGACAAGGCGGUGUACGACAAGGCGAAGCUGAUCGGGAUGAGGAAGACUCUGGUCUUCUACAAAGGGAGAGCCCCUAACGGCCAGAAAACAGACUGGAUCAUGCACGAGUACAGACUUGAAUCCGAUGAAAACGGACCCCCUCAGGAGGAAGGGUGGGUUGUUUGUAGAGCAUUCAAGAAAAGGACGACAAACGGGCAAACGAAGACUAUGGAAGGAUGGGAUUCAAGCUACUUGUACGAGGAAACAAGCGGCGGCGGUGGCGGCACGGUUGUUGAGUCAAUUGAGCAGCUGCUCUCAAGGCAGAGUCAUCAUCAUCAUCAUCAUCAAAGCAGCUUCAUGUGCAAGCAAGAAAUAGAGAACAUGCAUGCAAAUAUAGCAGCAGAGCAAUUUGUACAGCUUCCACAGCUUGAGAGCCCAAGUUUGCCGCUAGUUAAGAGGCCAACAACAACAACAAGCACAAUGGCACUAGUCUCAGAAAGCAACGAAGAGCAUAACAUGUUAUCUUCCAAUAGCACGAAAAAAGUAGUGACUGAUUGGAGGGAUCUUGAUAAGUUUGUGGCAUCUCAACUGAGUCAUGGAGGAGACAAUAGUAGGCACGAAACUGAAACCGAUGAUGCAGCAGUGCUGCCAAGCUUUAUGGAUAAUAACAACCAUGACAACAAUGGUAGCAUCUCGGACAUGUCAUUGCUGCAGCUUCUGCAGAGUAGUAGUAGUAGUAAUAGUAGGGUCAACAAUGAAGGGAACAGGUUGAUGAUGAGCAUGAGCCCCUUUCUAAACACAAGCUCUGACUGUGAUAUUGGGAUAUGCGUCUUCGAAAAUUAAAUUAUUAAUCAUGUCUUGCUUUGCGUGCAUGGAGAACAAUAUAUAUAUAGCUAGCUCUUAGUUUCUUACAAUUUCAAUUCCAUCACUGCUGAUGGAUGCUUACACAUACUACAUGCUACUCCUAUAUUUUUGCAUAAAUAUCUCAAUGUGUGGAAGCUAAGAAUGAAGAACAAUGCGUGUGCGUGUAUGUGUUUGUGUGCAAAUAGAGAUGCAUGCGUCAACCUGGCUCUACAAUCUAGAUAAUGGGCCUUUAAUUUUAAUUUCCCUUUUUAAUAUAUAUAUUACUUAUUAUUAUUAUUAUGAUAAGAGAUCAGACAGAGAGAGAUGUAUGUGUGG
This is a messenger RNA of Arachis stenosperma, 1506 nucleotides long. Its product is annotated as NAC domain-containing protein 37-like. NCBI's taxonomy places the organism in Eukaryota, Viridiplantae, Streptophyta, Magnoliopsida, Fabales, Fabaceae. The coding region runs from base 64 to 1170 and encodes 368 amino acids. Gene Ontology annotation, biological process: regulation of DNA-templated transcription. Gene Ontology annotation, molecular function: DNA binding. The record is from RefSeq and is a predicted model, not a curated record. The transcript has 4 exons.